UAUGGGCAGAGGUGAUUUCAAUAGUAGAGGUGGAGGAAGAGGUGCCCCUAGAGGUGGCAGUUUUGGUAGAGGAGGUGGAAGAGGAGGAAGACCUCAAUUUACAUAAGGGCCACCAGCAAAAGUUGAACCAUUCGCUACUUUCUCUCAUGUUUGUGGAAAUCAAAUUAUUGUUAAGGCUUUAGGAAAAUAAUUAGUAUUGAAGAUGAUCAUUAUUAGGUUCCAAGAUUCUUUAGAAGUGUGUAUUUUGAAAAUAAGCAACCAAUAGGUAAAGUUGAUGAAAUUUUUGGUCCAAUUGAAAAUUACUUAUUCUCAGUAACAUUAGAAGAAGGAAUUGCUCCAAAAUCAGUAUUCAAAACAUUUAAUCAAAGUUCAAAUAAGAUUAAUUGAUAUAUAUGGAUGCCUAUGAUUGCAUGCCUAUGGAUAGAUUUUUACCAAAACCAAAAGGUACACCAGGAAUAAGUAGAGGAGGAUCAAGAGGUGGUGGUAGAGGAGGACCAAGAGGAGGAUUCAGUAGAGGAGGAAGAGGAGGACCUCCUAGAGGUGGAAGAGGAGCACCAAGAGGAGGUGGUUUUAGUAGAGGUGGUGGAUAAUAAAGAGGAGGUUAUGGAAGAGGAGGAUUUAAAAGAUGAU
Paramecium pentaurelia is the source of this 630-nucleotide messenger RNA. The record is from the annotation of a GenBank genome assembly. NCBI's taxonomy places the organism in Eukaryota, Ciliophora, Oligohymenophorea, Peniculida, Parameciidae.